This is a messenger RNA of Salvia splendens (bonfire salvia), 1756 nucleotides long. Its product is annotated as trihelix transcription factor PTL. The record is from RefSeq and is a predicted model, not a curated record. Bases 290 to 1447 code for a protein of 385 amino acids. The transcript has 2 exons. Lineage: Eukaryota; Viridiplantae; Streptophyta; Magnoliopsida; Lamiales; Lamiaceae.
AGAUAGAGAGAGAACUCCUCAUUACAUUGAUGCAGCAUAGAAAUGGGUCCAUUGUCCUCUUAAUGAAUUCAAAACCUUUUUUAUGUAAAGACACGAUCCGGGUCUGCCGCUCCUCACUCCACUGUCCCCUCUUCUUCAAUUGCUUCUUCUUCAAUUGUUUCUUCUCUCUCAUUCAAAAUAGAGGAGGAGAAAAGAAGAGAAGAGAUUCGGUGGUGAGUGUUAUAUAGAGUAUCCAUCUCUAGCCCCGCGCAGGAGUUGCAAAAAUAUAUAUCUUAUCUCUACACUACACAUGGAAGAUCAAUACGGCAUGGGCGAUCUGCGGCAGUACAUGAGCAGCCGCCCUUUAUUUCCACCUCCGCCGCCGGAAUCGCUAUCCAGCCACCCCUACGACAUGCUCAUCUUCCGCUCAGAUUCCGGAAAUAACAGCGCGGGAGGUGGUGGUGGUGGUGCGGCCGUGCACUGCUACAGCGGAUUCGAGAGUGCGGGAAGAUGGCCGCGCCAGGAAACGCUCACUCUUCUGGAGAUCAGAGCGAGACUCGACCCCAAAUUCAAGGAGGCCAACCAAAAGGGCCCCUUGUGGGAUCAAGUCUCAAGGGUAAUGUCUGAGGAGCAUGGAUACCAGAGGAGCGGCAAGAAAUGCAGAGAGAAAUUUGAGAAUUUGUACAAAUAUUACAAGAAGACGAAAGAAGGCAAAGCCGGAAGACAAGACGGAAAACACUAUAGAUUUUUCCGACAACUCGAAGCCCUCUACGGCGGCAGCGAAGCUAACAUUGAUCCAGCACCUCAUCCCAACCUGUUGACAACUUCAAAGGUCUCCGACACGAGCCUGAGCCUCUCGAACUACUCGGAAGCUGACACGAGCUCGUCCGACAACAGAGAUUGGAAAAUAAAAAUUAGCGAUUUCAUGGACGCGCAUAUGAAGAAGAUGAUGGAGAAGCAGGAGGCGUGGAUGGAGAAGAUGAUGAGGGCGAUGGAGGAGAAGGAGAGGGAGAGGGCGACGAGGGAGGAGGAGUGGAGAAAGCACGACGCAGCUAGGAUAGAGAGCGAGCGCGAGUUCUGGGCGAGCGAGCGCGCGUGGAUCGAAUCGCGCGACGCGGCUUUGAUGGACGCGCUGCACAGCCUCACCGGGAACGGCGUCUGGCCGGAAUGCGAGAUCAACAGGCUGAUGCAGCUGACGGAGGGGAAAUUCGAGGAGGAGAUGGUUUGGGAGGAGAUUGCGAGCAAGAUGGCGUGUUUUGGACAUGAGAGGAGUGCUGCGAUGUGCAAGCAGAAAUGGGAAAGCAUCCAUAAUUAUGUCAGCAAGAAGAGCAAAGCUUAUUGCGAUCAAGGAAAUAUAAGCUUGAAUCCGAAUCCGAAUCCGAAUCCGAAUCCGAAUGCGGCGUCUGGCAUUAGCGAGAGCUGCUUCAGGUACUUCGUGGGAGAUGAUUAUGGAAGGAUCAUCGACUGAGAUCAAGGAGGCCUUAAUAAUUGGGUGAAAGUCUAACUACAUGUGUUACUUUGAAGAAGACCUAAUUGAUGCUACUUUGUAGUAAUAUUGAUUUAAGCUUUUGAUUAUAUAUGUGUCUUUUAUUUGGGUCGGUUUUCUUUUUUCUGUUGAAUGAUUGAAUUACUUUCACCAGGAACUUAUUUAGUUUUACUUCUUUCUUCUAUUUUAUUAUUAGUAGUAUUAUUAUGAUUAUUAUUAACAUGGGGUUGUUCCUGUAAUGUACUGUUUGACAGCUGCAUUAAUAUGAAUUUUAAGAUUUAUUGGUGUUUA